AUGGCCAGCAGUACUUCCGCCUCCUCCUCUAUCGGUACCAACAGCGCCUUAGUUUCCACCAACGUUGUUGCUGCAUCUUCUGUCUCUGCCACCACUAGUAGCAGUGCCUCCAAAAACAGCACUAGCACAAGUGCUUCCAAGAACGCUGCCCCAGGUAUGGUCGUUAAUCCUGUCUCCUGGAAAUAUGGUAUCGUCAUGGCUGCCUUUGCUGCCGGUUCUUUUGUUCUAGGUGCCGGUAUCUAA
This is a messenger RNA of Saccharomyces mikatae IFO 1815, 243 nucleotides long. It is a transcript of the gene NCW1, whose product is annotated as Ncw1p. The coding region runs from base 1 to 243 and encodes 80 amino acids. The transcript has a single exon. NCBI's taxonomy places the organism in Eukaryota, Fungi, Ascomycota, Saccharomycetes, Saccharomycetales, Saccharomycetaceae. The record is from RefSeq and is a predicted model, not a curated record.